Messenger RNA from Aspergillus puulaauensis, 1197 nucleotides. RefSeq names its product CobW family GTP-binding protein. Lineage: Eukaryota; Fungi; Ascomycota; Eurotiomycetes; Eurotiales; Aspergillaceae. Gene Ontology annotation, cellular component: cytoplasm. The record is from RefSeq and is a predicted model, not a curated record. The transcript is spliced from 6 exons. Bases 1 to 1197 code for a protein of 398 amino acids.
AUGGAUGACGAUGAUGCUCCCCCCGAUCUGGUGGAUGUCACCCAGCUCCCAGACUCCGAGCUUCAAUCAUCGUCUGCGGAACUUCCCCCGCAAGAGCGCGUGCCUAUCACGCUGGUGACGGGUUACCUUGGUGCCGGCAAAACCACCUUACUCAACUACAUCCUCACUGAAAAGCAUGGCAAGAAAAUUGCUGUGAUAAUGAACGAAUUCGGGGACUCAACGGACAUCGAGAAACCUAUGACCGUCAACAAAGAUGGCCAAGAAGUCACCGAAUGGUUAGAAGUUGGAAACGGCUGCAUCUGCUGCUCCGUCAAGGACUCGGGAGUGAUGGCCAUCGAAUCCCUAAUGGAACGCCAGGGAACAUUCGACUACAUCCUUCUUGAAACCACCGGGCUCGCAGACCCAGGAAACAUCGCCCCUAUCUUCUGGGUAGACGACAAUCUCGGAAGCUCAAUCUACCUCGACGGAAUCGUCACACUAGUCGAUGCCAAAAACAUCCUGCAUCUUCUCGACGAACCAACACCAGAAGAAACCGUUCCUGUAUCUGACGAACCAAAGCACGACCACGACCACGAUCACGGCUCUGGACCGGUUCUCUCAAUGGCACACAUGCAAAUCUCCCACGCGGACGUGAUCAUCCUUAACAAAACCGACCUUGUCACGGCAGAGGAACUAGAACGUGUCCGGGAUAGAGUAACAGCCAUUAACAGCGCCGCGAAAAUCCACGUAACGGACCACAGCCGCACGCCUCAAAUCGAGGGUAUCGUCCUAGAUCUACAUGCAUAUGACCACCUCGAUAGUUUGGAUUUCAGUCAGAAGGGCCACAGCCAUAUUGACCCGUCCAUCUCAACAAUAGCCCUAACGCACCCGCCAUUUCCCGCCUCAAAAGUCCCUCUCGUAGACGCCUGGCUCCGCUCCGUCCUCUGGGACUCGACACUCCCCAUUGCUCCUACCGACUCUAGCGGUAACAGUCCUGCAAGUUUCGACAUCCACCGUCUAAAGGGCAUCCUAGCGCUCUCCGACGGCUCGGGCAAAAUCAUCCAGGCGGUGCGUGAAGUCUUCGAGAUCAGGGAUGAGGCUCCCUCUCCAGAGAGCGAGCGCAAGACUCAAUGCAAGCUUGUUUUGAUUGGGCGGGGGCUGGGCGAUGUCACCCCGUGGCAGACGAGCUUUGAUGAGUUUUUGGCGAGAGAUGAAUAA